AUGAUUGAGGAAGAGAUCAUCCAUAUAAUGGAAGAAAUAGACUGCACCUUUUCAUCAAUCAACAGAACAUUGAGGAAGAUGAAAGAGAUUCUUGAGCGAGUUGAAAAGGAAAACAAGCAGAUUGUUAGCAACUUAGGGCCAUGGCAAAGAUUUUUUUGCAUUGGCUCAACAGAAGAAAUCAUAACUGAAUAUCCAAGAAAUGUAACAACACAGAAUGAUAUUGAUGAAAGCUGUGCCGACGAUACGUGCAUACAGGAUGAAAGCUCGAUGUCGAUGAAGCUUUCUUCGCCCAGAAAUCCAUUUGUGGAUAACGGAUCGUCUGAAACAUUGAACAGAACGUUUCUGGGUGAUCUCGAAGCCAGGUUCAACUGGAGUAAUGCCGAGAACACAUCGUCAAGCAUUGUUCCGGUGAUUGAAGAGAGGGGAUUUGAGUUUCAAGAGGAAUCAGAAUCCUCAGAUGCAAUUCUGCCAUUUAAUCCAAGCAUGUUGCCGCCUGCAUUCCAAACAGAUGAAGGAAUAUUCAUAGUGUACAGAUAUAUUGCGGGAUGCUCUGGAGCAACAAUCGAGGAUAUAUGCAGAGGAGCACCAAUGCUAGGAAGAAAAAGAAUACAGAUAUUUGUUGACAUGCUGCUUAGGAAGAAGUUUAUAGGCAAAAGGGGAGCGAGCUUUCGGACAUCAUAA
This is a messenger RNA of Ordospora pajunii, 681 nucleotides long. RefSeq lists its product as uncharacterized. The record is from RefSeq and is a predicted model, not a curated record. The transcript has a single exon. The coding region runs from base 1 to 681 and encodes 226 amino acids. NCBI's taxonomy places the organism in Eukaryota, Fungi, Microsporidia, Ordosporidae.